CAAUGUGCGGGAGAGCCUGCUCAAGUGCCGUCUUGCAUUGCCCUCAUUAGAUCGAGACCACCGAUGGAAAGGAAGUCCCCCGAUGGCACAGGCCCUGUGCACGUGCCUUUUGGGCACGUUGUGGCCAAUGAGAAAUGGCGCGGGUCGCAGCUGGCACAGGGGAUGCAAGGGAAAAUUAACCUCGUUUUUGAGGAAGACCUGACACCAGUAGAUUUUUACCUGUCUAACAGAUCCUGCAUUCUUUAUAUCACCGAAGCUGAUUUGGUGGCAGGAAAUGGCUACAGAAAGAGGCUUGUUCGGGUUAGAAAUUCCAGUCAUCUUCAAGGGAUUGUAGUAGUUGAAAAAACACAGAUGACUGAACAAUACUUCUCAGCCAUUCAGAAGUUUACUGUACUGGACCUUGGGAUGGUGUUGCUUCCUGUGGCCAGCCAGAUGGAAGCGUCCUGCCUCAUUGUCCAGUUAGUUCAAGAGCAAACCAAAGAGGUCAGUAAGAACCCUCUCCUCAGGAAGAAAAGGGCUCUGUUCUCUGAGCCAUCCCUCCUUCGAACUGUGCAGCAGAUUCCAGGAGUUGGAAAAGUUAAAGCUCCCCUUCUGCUUCAGAAGUUUCCGAGUAUUUACCAACUGAGUAAUGCUUCCAUCCAAGAACUUGAGCCAAUUGUGGGACAAACAGUAGCACAGCAAAUCCAUGCCUUCUUCACACAGUCCAGGUGACAGCUGGACUCACAUCUACUACGUUUUCUCCUUUAGACCACAAACGACAGGAUUUUGUUUUCAUACUUAAGAACCAAGAAGAAAGAUGUGCUCUCUCAAUAACUAGUGAAAGAUGAGGGGAGGCCUGAAUGGAGCCUGCAAGUUGUCGUGCCUUGCUGUCUG
Messenger RNA from Galeopterus variegatus (Sunda flying lemur), 873 nucleotides. RefSeq names its product chromosome unknown open reading frame, human C19orf40 (gene FAAP24). Gene Ontology annotation, biological process: interstrand cross-link repair. Gene Ontology annotation, molecular function: chromatin binding. The transcript is spliced from 4 exons. The record is from RefSeq and is a predicted model, not a curated record. NCBI's taxonomy places the organism in Eukaryota, Metazoa, Chordata, Mammalia, Dermoptera, Cynocephalidae. Bases 64 to 711 code for a protein of 215 amino acids. Gene Ontology annotation, cellular component: Fanconi anaemia nuclear complex.